AUGAUAGAAUCUAUUACUGAUUGUUUGGAAUUCUUAAAGGAGACCAUUGUUCCAGUGGUAGCAAGGGCUGAUGAUGGAGAUGAUGAACCUGAAUCUACUGAUGGAAACGAAGACGAUGAAGAGGAAGAAGAUGAGGAAGACGAUGAAGAAGAAGAAGAGGAGGAAUUACAAGAUCCAUUAGAGACAUUACGAGACGAGUGCAAAGAGACACCAAAAGGUCAACACUUAGUAAAGCAUUAUAUGGAAUGUGCAGAAAGAGUCAAGUUAGAGCAAGCCCAACCGGGAUACGCUGAGUUGGACCAUAAGGAAGAUUGUGUGGAAGAAUUCUUUCAUUUGCAACAUUACCUUGAUAGCUGUGCUUCACCAAGAUUAUUUGAUAAGUUAAAGUAA
Molecule: messenger RNA, 390 nt
Organism: Naumovozyma castellii
Lineage: Eukaryota; Fungi; Ascomycota; Saccharomycetes; Saccharomycetales; Saccharomycetaceae
Gene: QCR6
Product: ubiquinol--cytochrome-c reductase subunit 6
Exons: 2
Coding region: 1-390 (129 amino acids)
Source: RefSeq, a predicted model, not a curated record